Molecule: messenger RNA, 1290 nt
Organism: Kwoniella botswanensis
Lineage: Eukaryota; Fungi; Basidiomycota; Tremellomycetes; Tremellales; Cryptococcaceae
Exons: 3
Coding region: 1-1290 (429 amino acids)
Molecular function (GO): hydrolase activity, acting on carbon-nitrogen (but not peptide) bonds
Source: RefSeq, a predicted model, not a curated record
AUGAAAGUCUUCACCGUACACACCGACCUGUUGUUCGACUCAAAGAAGAAACAGUUCGUCAAGGAUAUCUCCAUUACCGUUGAUGGUGACACAGGGCUUAUCUCAAAGGUGGUCGAACGUAAGGAAGCCCUGCCGGAGUCGAUCCAGGCGCCCGACGUUGACUUGAGAGGGAAGGUGGUCUGUCCAGGCUUCGUAGAUGCACAUACCCAUAUCUUCCUACAUGCUUACGACGAAGCACCUUCGGUCGUUCAGAAGCGGGAUGAGAGCUUUGUGGAGAGGAUAGUUCGUGCAGUGAACCACUGUAGACUCGGAUUAAUGGCCGGAUACACCACUUAUCGUGAUCUGGGAUCAGAGUCGAUGAAAGAAGCAGAUGCGAAUAUACGGGACGCUAUUAACCGUGGCUUAACCCCGGGACCCAGGCUAUUUGUCGCCACAAGAGUGAUCGCUUCGACCGCAGCUUAUGAACCAAGAACAGAGAAUCAUCUCGGUGGAACCUGCAUGCCCGCAGGAUGUGAUUCCGCAGAUGGUCCAGAUGAAUUAAGGAAAGCCGUAAGAAGGAGAAUAGGCCAUGGAGCAGAUGUCAUCAAGUUUUAUGCAGAUUACUAUCGUCGAGUCAUGCGAUUCCCCCCGAAGCAACAACACCCAUACAUCCCUUCGAUGAAGUUCCAACCCGUCGAUCCUAAUCCCGAUUUAGUCGUGUUUCAAGAUGAAGAGAUGGAUGCGAUAGUCUCGGAAGCUAAUCUGGCCAGGGCACCAACCGUUGCUCAUGCGGAUUCUAAAGAGGGUAUUCUGGCUGCCGCACGGGCUGGUGUCUUGUCUAUAGAACAUGCUUCGAGGGCUGGUGAAGAAGGUUUACGGCUCAUGAAGGAAAAAGGAGUCAUCUUCGUUCCUACCAUGGCAAUAUUUGAAUUGAUACUGCAAGAGCGAUUCGGUAAAGUGGUGGAAAACCUUCAACUCGCUCACAAGCUAGGAGUACGACUGGCAUGUGGAGGGGAUACAGGUACCUUUCCACACGGCGAGAAUGCGAGAGAGAUGGAGAUCUUCAUCGAAGCGGGAAUAUCAGUAGAAGACACGCUAGAAGCUGGUACAGUUGGAGGUUGGGAAGCAUGCGGUGGUGAUCUAUGUGGAAGACGAUUCGGAUGGUUCGAGGAGGGUUGUGCGGCAGAUAUCAUCGCGCUGGAUACGGAUCCACGUGAAGACCCCAGCGCAUUGAGAAAGGUGUCGUUUGUCAUGAAGGAUGGGCGUAUAUGGAAACAAGAUAACGAGCCGGUUGAUCUGUUCUCUCCCUGA